This is a messenger RNA of Anas platyrhynchos (mallard), 1437 nucleotides long. It is a transcript of the gene RPF1, whose product is annotated as ribosome production factor 1 homolog. Gene Ontology annotation, cellular component: nucleolus; preribosome, large subunit precursor. Lineage: Eukaryota; Metazoa; Chordata; Aves; Anseriformes; Anatidae. The record is from RefSeq and is a predicted model, not a curated record. Gene Ontology annotation, biological process: maturation of LSU-rRNA; maturation of 5.8S rRNA. Gene Ontology annotation, molecular function: rRNA primary transcript binding.
AGUCCGCGCAAGCGCACAGCGCGGGGUCCCGGCAGCGAGGCAAGAUGGCGGCCGGCGGGCAGACGCCGGGUGGCGGUAACAUGGCGGUCGGCGGGGCAGGCCCCGAGCGCGGUGCAGAGCCGCCGGCCCCGGAGCGAGUCCUCUUCCCGCCGACGUUCAGCGUGUCCGAGAUCAAGAACAAGCAGCGCCGGCACUUCAUGUUCGUCCGCUGGAAGCAGCAGCAGAGGAAGGAGAAGCUGGCCCUCAGGAAGAAGCGGAGGAAGGAGCGAGAAGCCCUCGGAGACAAGGCACCUCCAAAAGCCGUUCCGAAGACUAUUGAAAAUCAGAGAGUUUAUGAUGAGACAACUGUAGAUCCCAAUGAUGAAGAGGUUGCAUUUGAUGAAGCGACUGAUGAAUUUGCACCAUACUUCAACAGACAGACAGUUCCUAAGAUUCUUAUUACAACGUCAGACAGACCUCGUGGGAGGACAGUGAGGUUCUGUGAACAGUUGUCUACGGUUAUACCUAAUUCGCAUGUCUACUAUCGAAGAGGAUUAGCUUUGAAAAGGAUUAUUCCACAAUGUAUCGCGAGGGACUUCACAGAUUUAAUCGUCAUUAAUGAAGAUCGUAAAAUACCAAACGGUCUUGUUUUAAGUCACUUGCCUGAUGGUCCUACUGCUCAUUUUAAAAUGAGUAGCGUCCGCUUGCGUAAAGAAAUAAAGCGAAAAGGGAAGCAGCCUACAGAACAUGUACCUGAAGUCAUCUUGAAUAAUUUUACAACACGACUUGGCCAUUCUGUUGGUCGCAUGUUUGCUUCUCUCUUCCCACAUGAUCCUCAGUUCAUCGGAAGACAAGUAGCGACAUUUCACAACCAGCGAGACUACAUCUUUUUCAGAUUCCACAGGUAUAUCUUCAAGAGUGAAAAGAAAGUGGGAAUUCAAGAACUUGGGCCACGUUUUACAUUAAAGUUGAGGUCCCUUCAAAAAGGAACCUUUGAUUCCAAAUUUGGAGAAUAUGAAUGGGUUCAUAAGCGUCGAGAAAUGGACACAAGUAGAAGAAAAUUUCACUUAUAACAGACAGCUACCUGCCAGUUGUUGAUGACCAGAAAUGUGUCUUUGAACUAUGGAUAAUCUCAAACUCAAAACUAGUAAUGAUAAUGAACAGUAUCUGGCUACAGAAAGACAAACUGUAAACAUUAAAACUUUCUACAGGACCAGUUCAAGUAGGACAGCAUAUUUUUUUCCUCCUAUGGUUGCAACUAAAUCAGACGUGACAAAAAGACUGCCUCUUUUUCCAAUUUAGCAGGAAGAUCUAUGGUAAUCAGUAGCCUGUAAUUUUGCUAUCACUGAAACUUUGUCAUGACUGCUGCUGUGCUGUGGAAUUAAAUUAUACUUUACUGUGCUGAAGACAUAGUAUUUUGUUAAAAAAAUAUUAUCAGAAUAAACUAUUUUUCACUUA